CCCCACCUUUUCUGUGUCCUUCAUCUCUUUCUCUCUCUAACUCCCACGCUCUCGCCCACCCCUGUACAGUGACCUUCCGCUAGCUAGGGUUUCCCAACACAUCCCCGGACCUUUGAUGCCGUGAAAGCUAAUUGGAUCUAUACUCGUCCCUCCGGGGUCUCCUUUCGAGCCCGGCAUCGGUGGUUCGGCCUCAUUAUUCGUUGCCGGUGCUGGAUAUUAGGGUUUUGAUUGAAUGCGGGACGAUCACAGAUCUCCCUUACGGUGUUGUGUUGACCAAGGACUUCCUUAUUUGCUGGAAUCAUAAGAUUUAUUUUAGAUACCAUUGCUACAGCUUUCAGGUUUUUAUUUUUGCACUAUAUGACUUCAGAAAGUUUGGAAGAAGAAGGCAUACUUCCAAAGAUACAUUCAUCAUUAAUCCUAUAUGAGUUCAAGAUCAAACACCGGCUAUAGUGGAUCACUCACUAGCAUUUCAGUAGAUAUCUCCUCAUUACAUGAGGUUUUUCUCCGUAUACGCCGCCGCUAGUGGGGAGCAUGCGCAGUAUCCGUGUUUUGGGUGAUGCCCCUGACCAGAGUUGCCACCGAUGUAUUCGGUGUGGUGACCAUUGCCCUCGUCACUUUAACCUCCAUCUUGGGAUUACUGUGCAUCUAUCGCUGCGUCUAUUUUCAUCUACAGAUCCAAAGACGAGGCUUCUCCCACCUCAGCUAUUUUAACGGUCCCUGGAUCAUUCGAAUUCUCAUAAUUAUCAUUUCAAUCUGGUGCGGAUUCGGUGAGAUUGUCAGAUUAAGUUUCCUAAGAGGGACAGGAAAGCCUUUCUCUAGCAUUAGAUGGCAGAAGUAUGGUUGCAAGUUUUACAUCCUCUCAAAUCUUGGCUUUGCGGAACCCAUUAUCUUUCUCAUACUUGCUUUCUUACUCCAUGCCGCACUCCAGAAGAGGGAGUCGGGCUCUCUGAGUCAGAGAUGGAACAGGAAGACAUUUUUCUAUGCCAUCCUUCUGUGCAUUCCGGUAUUCAUCCUUCAACUGGUCUUCGUUUUAUUAGGACCCGAGUUUAACAAGGAUGAGAUACCUAGAACGAGAAAGAAGAUGGCCAAAUUCUUCAUGACCACAUCUUUGGUGAAUAAUAGGAGCAUAUGCACUUAUCCUCUUCUUAGCACUAUAAUUUUAGGGUUAUUAUACUUUCUUGUGAUAUGUUAUGUAGUCUACAUUGGAAGCCGGUUGCUCUCGUUGGUGAUCAACAAGAGAUUGAGAAUGAGGGUUUACUUCCUCGCUCUAUCAGUUAUCCUCUUCCUUCCUCUAAGGGUGCUUUUGCUUGGAUUCUCAGUGAUGCCUCAUGCAGGAAAUCUGGCUUAUGAGGUGCUUAUAUUCUUGGCCUUCCUCAUGCUUUUGUUCUGCAAUAUGAUAGGCAUCUGCAUGCUUGUCUACCUCCCUGUAGCGGAUUCUCUGAUCUUGCGAGACAUUGAACAAAAUAUUGGUGAAAUGAAUGAGACACCUUACGAUGACUACUUUCAUGAAGAUGCUUCACUGAUAGCUAACCAGAGCCAUCAAGAUGCCUCAAGGAAUUCGGAUGCGUCGACUAAGCGGGGUUCGAUAUCAUUCCGGACCAUGAUCAAGGAUGAUUCUCCUGUGCUGGAUGGUAUUGAGGAAGGCCGGCCUAGCCCUUUUGCAACCCUUCAGAUUGUUUCGCCUGUAGGGUCUUCUUCUGCGUACAGGGAAGUGGAGACUCCAUUAUACUAGGGAAGAACUGCACUCUUUCCUCUUUUUUUUUUUCCAACUUUUUAUUCACCUUUUUGUAGUUUAGUGAUCAGUUUUUGGUAAAGAAAACGUUUUAUGUAAAGAAUUUUAGUAUUUGAUCCCCAUUCGAGCGAGUAUGGCGUGGUUUUAUAGGUGAAAUUGCUAAUUUUAUUUUC
Messenger RNA from Dendrobium catenatum, 1905 nucleotides. RefSeq lists its product as uncharacterized. Lineage: Eukaryota; Viridiplantae; Streptophyta; Magnoliopsida; Asparagales; Orchidaceae. The record is from RefSeq and is a predicted model, not a curated record. The coding region runs from base 557 to 1732 and encodes 391 amino acids. The transcript has 2 exons.